GGCGGCGCAGGAGGGGGCGGGUUCGGCAAGGGCGCGGCCUCUGCGAGGGGAGCGCGAGACGCGCAUCCCCCGCGCUCGCCGGGGCCACUCGGGAGCCUCGCGGCAAUCCGGUGCCCCACUUGGCAAUCCGCUCCGCGCUCCUUCCUCGCGCCCGCCUCCUCUUGUCACCUCCCGUCUCAGCCUCCUCGCUCCAUUCCGGCCGCAUCCACCGCCAUCCGAGUGCCUCAAAGAGCGAGAGGUGGUGCGCGGGACCGCAGGGCGCGCCCUCCGGCAGACCCCGGCCCGGCCUUGGGGGGCACGGGCGGCAGCAUGGACACCAAGCGCUGCUUCGCCAACCGCUUCGAUGACUACCAGGGCAGCCUGCUGGCGGGCCAGUGCGAGGAGGCGGUGGCGCCCUUGGUCACCGCCACCAUCGAGCGCAUCCUCCAGGAGCUGCCCCCGCUGGGGGGCGGCGCUGAGGGCCGGGGGGCGGCGGCCGCAGCCAGCAGUUGCCAGGGAGGGCUGUACGGCGGCGUGGCCGGGGUGGCCUACAUGCUCUACCACGUCUCUCAGAGCCCGCUCUUCGCCGGGGCCCGGGAGCGCUACCUGCGCUCGGCCAAGCGCCUCAUCGACGCGUGCGCCCGCGCCGAGGAGUGGGGCGAGCCGGACGCCGACACCCGCGCCGCCUUCCUGCUCGGGGGCGCGGGCGUGUACGCCGUGGCCACGCUCGUGUACCACGCCCUGGGCCGGUCCGACUACGUGCAGCCGCUGGGCAAGUUCCGGUCUCUGUGCGCCGUCUGCGCGCCCGUUUCCUUCCUCGAGUGCGGCUCCGACGAGCUGUUCGUGGGCCGCGCGGGCUACCUGUGCGCCGCGCUCGUGCUCAAGCAGAAACUCGCCCAAGAGGUGCUGACCCCAGCACAGAUCAAAUCAAUUUGCCAGGCGAUCCUGGACUCCGGGAAGCAAUAUGCCAUGAAAAAGAGGAAACCAUUCCCACUGAUGUAUUCUUACUAUGGAACCGAAUACUUGGGAGCAGCUCAUGGCCUGUCGUCCAUCCUCCAGAUGCUUCUUUCGUACCAUGAGCACCUUAAGCCCUCAGAUCAGGAGCUGGUGUGGCAGAGCGUGGACUUCCUUAUGGAGCAGGAACAGAACUGCAACUGGCCACCUGAGCUCGGCGAGGCCAUUGAGAGGGAGAACGAGCUGGUGCACUGGUGCCACGGCGCCCCAGGAAUUGCCUAUCUGUUUGCAAAAGCUUAUCUGGUUUCCAAGAAACCACAGUACCUGGACACAUGUAUCCGGUGUGGGGAACUGACGUGGCAGAAGGGCCUGCUAAAGAAGGGGCCAGGGAUUUGCCACGGGGUAGCUGGCAGUGCCUAUGUCUUCCUGCUGCUAUACCGGCUCACGGGAAACUCUAAAUACAUCUACCGAGCCCAAAGGUUUGCUGAAUUUUUAUUUACCGAGGAAUUCAAGGCUGGUUCCCGGGUCCUUGAAAGUAUAUACAGCUUGUAUGAAGGCUUCUCCGGGACGGUGUGCUUUCUGACUGAUCUGCUGCAGCCCAACCAGGCUGAGUUCCCUCUCUUCAGCGUCUUUGUUUAGAAGGCUCUGUGUCCCACCGUGGCCCUGCAGAAGGUUCCUGAGAUUUCCUGAGCCUACUACCUGAGGCAGUUUCCACAUAAGCCACAUUCAAUGGUAUCACAACCAUGAGCCGUAACAUGGCUGUCGGAAGGAAGGGAGGGAGCAAGCAGGUGAAGGCAGCAUGAUACCUGAUUGAAGGGAGAACGGUGUGAGAACCUGCAGACAUAAAGACACUACAACUCUUCUAAAACCCCUGGAGAUGGAACAGUUGAGGGAAUAGAUGUGAGACCAGAGAUCCGAGGAAAAAGGGAAAGAGAAAUCAUCUGUCUUUCACUUGCGGGACAGAAAACAAAAUUGAAAUGUGGACUAUGGCAAUGAAAUGCCAAAAAUACCUUUGCAAUUGGAGAGAGAAUUUGACCGUUUGUGGGUGCCCUCCACCCCUAAAUUCAGAAAUAAAGACGAUCAGAAAACUAAAGUAAUUGCCCAGCUAAAACUGCUAGGAGGGGCGUGUCAGGUUGCCGAAGGACAAAAAGGGAAACUCUUGGUUGUCCUUUGCCUUUACUUAUUGAAAUUCAUGAUUUUUAAUGAAUGGAGAAAUUUGCAUAUGAAUCUCUAUUUUUUAGCAUUACCCUGGGCACUUUAAAGAGAUCAUAUCAUAACUUAGUUUAAACCCCCAAAUUCCAAGUUCCCUUAGGUCUUAGAGCGUCUCUCUUCCUGGGUUCCUUUUUCUUUCCGAAAGCUCAAUUAGAAUAGCAAAAUUCACAGGCUAGCAAAUACUGUAGCAAGUGUUAUACUGUCAAGUGUUUUUCUCAAUUUGAAGCAUAAGCUGUGUACUGUCUAUUGUUAGUAAUUUUUUAAAUGCUUAUGUAAUCCCUAUGAAGCUAUUAGCUGAACUGUAAAAUAUACUCGUGGAAAAAAUCACUCAUCUCAAAGAUCAGGGUAACCACUACGAAGGUGGGUCAUUUCCGCCUUGGAUGGAAUACUGUGUCCCCUGGGACAGGCACCCAGUGGCCUAGAAAGGGACCAGUGAUUAUGAAAAGAACACUGCUCAAUUUUAUACUGUAAGAUUAAGAGAUGCGUGAACUGGGCUU
Molecule: messenger RNA, 2642 nt
Organism: Balaenoptera musculus (blue whale)
Lineage: Eukaryota; Metazoa; Chordata; Mammalia; Artiodactyla; Balaenopteridae
Gene: LANCL3
Product: LanC like 3
Exons: 5
Coding region: 310-1572 (420 amino acids)
Biological process (GO): carbohydrate metabolic process; peptide modification
Cellular component (GO): plasma membrane
Source: RefSeq, a predicted model, not a curated record